GGGGAAGAGGAGCAGCAGAAGUAGAGGCUGUGGCAACACCACAAGUAGCAGCAGCACCUGCAGUAGGAGCAGGUACUGCUGCCGAAGCAGCACGAGCAGUGCCAGCAACAGCAACACCAUCCGGAGCAACAACCACAGCAGCAGCGGCAGCAGCAGCGGCAGCGGCAGCGGCAGCGGCAGCAGCAAGCACCCCAGCGAGACAGGAGGCGGAAUACACACCCGUGCACCCAGCCACAUCUGCAUCAGAGGCUGCAGCAGCUGCCUCGGAUGAUGGACAGCUCAGAGCUCUAGUGCUCGAAAUCACCGGGGCUCUGGGGGGCGGUGGGCCCAGGAGCGCUUGCGUGGAGCUCUCUGAUUGGAUGGAGCUGAUUCUGGUCCGAUCUCUGCACUCCCUGGCAGAGAGAUUAGAGCCGAUGGGCGGCGAAGGGGAUGGGGUGGAGUGGGGAGGACUAGGGGGAGGAGGGGGAGGAGGAGCAGGAGGGGGAGGAGCGGGACGGGGAAGACGAGGGGCGGACGGGGCAGUAGGAGGAGGAGGAGAAAGAGGGGGGAAGGGGCGAGGCAGCGAGGGGAGCAGGAGGAGCAGGAAGGGCAGCAGGAGCAGGAGGAGCAGCAGGGAGAGGGUGGGAGCCGAGGGAGGAUUUCUGGGUGACUCAGGGCAUCCCUGCCGUGCUGCUGCUGCUGCAGAGCCGGCAGCAGGAGGUGCGCGAGAGAGCUGCAGCCACUGUAGGGGUGUUCGUGGUUGCGGAUUCCAUAGGGGCUGGAGCGGAGGGGAGGCGGUGAGCAGUGGGAGGGUGAGGGCGUUCGUGAGAGGGGGAGGCGUGGAGACGCUGGUUCGCAUGGCAGGCAGGCACGGACCGGAGGGGCCAAGAUUCGAGGCGACCAAGGCCCUGGCGAAUUUGUCUGUUAGUGUGGAUGUGGCGAGGGAGGUGGUGAGGGUGGGCGGGGUGGGCGUGCUGCUCUCCCUCCUCCCCCUCCCCAACGGCUGUAUCGCGGAGGCUGCUGCAGGGGCGCUCUGGAACUUAUCUGUGGCUGAUGAAUACAAGACGUACAUCAUGCAAGCAGGGGGCAUCGACACGUUGGUUGACAUCAUGGCCUUGGCUCCUCCUCCUGCAGUGGGCCUCCCAGGGGACUGCAUCCUCGAGCGGGUGACAGGGGCGUUGGCCAACCUAGCAGUGGACGACGCCUGCAGCACGAGCAUAGUGGCAAGGGGGGGUGUGAAGGCUCUCGUGUGUCUGCUGCAGCACUGCCAGCACGACCUCGUCUUGGAGCAGGCGGCCAGGGCGCUGGCCAACCUGGCAGCGCAUGGCGACAGCAACCGCAACUCUGUGGCUGUGGGCACGGAGCCUGAGGCGAUCCCGUCACUAGUUUCACUGCUGCAGUCCCCCAACGAGAGCAUCAGGCAAGAGGGGGCAGGCGCGUUGUGGAACCUGUCAUUCGAUGACAGCAACAGGGAGGCCAUAGCAGCAGCGGGGGGCGUGGAGGCGUUGGUUCGGCUAGCCCGGGAAUCGUGCCUGCCAGGGGCGGCAGAAGACACACAGGAGAGAGCAGCAGGGGCGCUAUGGGGCCUGUCGGUGUCUGAAACCAACAGCGUUGCCAUUGGGCAAGCAGGAGGGGUGGAGUCGCUGCUUAGGCUCGCGCAAGCACAAAAGCUGGAGGUCCAGGAGACAGCCACUGGCGCGCUUUGGAAUCUAGCCUUCAAUCCAACCAACGCCGCUUACAUUCUCGUGAACAGUGGCGUGCCAAUCAUUGCCUCAAUCAUCGUUGCCUCCCUGCCGCCUUCCGCCGUAGACCACCUCGGCACAUUCCCUUGCCCCUCCUCUUCCUCCUCCUCCGCCUCUGCGUCUACCCCUAGAAACGCCACCACCACCCACGCUGCGCCAUCCUCUGCUCCCACUGGUUUUGCCGGUGCUGUUGCUGCUCUUGCUGAUGGUGGUGCUGCUACUGGUGGUGGUUGGCAGUAUUUGUUGCCUCAAAGGCCGCCCCCUCCUCCUGCUCGCACCGGUGCUCCACCACUUCCCAUGCCUAUUCAUCGCAACCUUGCUGCUCCUGCAGCAGCAGCGGUUGCUGCUGCUGCUGUUCGUGCUGCGGCGGCUGGUAUUGCUGCUGGGGAUGUUGGUGCUGCUGGUGCUGCUGCUGGUGGUGCUGCGGCUGCUGGUGCUGGUGCUGAUGCUGCUGCAAUUGCUGCUGAUGCUGUUCGUGCUGCUGCUGCUCGUACUGGUGCUGAUGCUAUUGCUGCCGCUGCCAUUCGUGCUGCUGCUGCAGCUGCUGCUGCUGCUGCUGCUGCUGGUGCUGCCGGUGCUGCCGGUGCUCGUGCUGUUGCAAUUGCUGCUGCUGCCAUUCGUGCUGUUGCUGCUGGUGUUGCUGCUGGUGCUGCCGGUGCUGGCGGUGCUGGUGCUGCCGGUGCUGCUGCUGCUGGUGCUGCUGCUGCUGCUGCUGGUGCUGCUGCUGCUGCUGCUGCUGCUGCUCCGCAGUUGCAAGUUCUGCCUUGGAGAGUUUCCUCGCCGAUGGCUGGAUUCAUGGCCACUCUUGCGCUCGCAUAUAUCUUCGAUGGCAGCAAGUCUUCUGAAAUGGCUGCUGCAGCAGCAGCAGCAGCCCCCCAGAUAGACUAUCCCCCAACCUUGGAGCUGCAGCAGCAGCUAGGCUUCCACACCGUCGAGUGGUUUCUGAGGUGCUUCAUACACGAGAGAGAGGAGGCGGAAAGGGCGACGGAGCGAGCGCGGGAGAGAGAGAGGGAGAGGAGGAAGGUUGAGGAAGGGGAGGAGGAUGAGGAGUGCUGGGGCGGAGGGAGCGGGCAGAGAGGGGGGAGGUCUAGAAAGAGGAGGGCCUCAGCAUGGCGCGAUGAGGAGGGGGAGGAGGAGGCGGAGGAGAACGAGGAGGAGUGGCUUCCUGCAACAGCAACCAGAAGCAGACGGGCAGGAAGGGGGCGAGGGAGAGGGAGAGGGAGGGGAGCAGCUGGAUCGGACUCUGAUGAGGAGAGUGAUGAGCUACGGCUCGGUAGAGGUGCGACUGGUCCGGCCACACCUGCUUCUGCGGCUCGGGGUGGGCUUCCCCGCACCCCUGGCGUCACCUCCCCUGCUGCUGGUCCGUCUGGUGCUUCAGGUGUUUCUUCAGGUGCCAGUUCGGACAACGUGCCCCCACCGAUGUCAGCAACGUUCAUGCGGCACCUGGAGGCACGAGCAGCAGCGGAUGAUGCUGCUCUGCUGGCCUUCUCCCACAGCUGCCGGAUUCAAGAGGCAGGGCUGCUCAGAUGCAGUGCUGCGGAGAUCAACCGGUUUGUCGCCAUGUUACGCAACCCCUCCUCGACCCUGCGAGCCUGCGCAUCCUUUGCUCUGCUGCAGCUCACCAUGCCAGACGGCCGCCACACGGCGCACCACAUUCAACUCCUCUCAGACGCCGGGCUUCCCGCGCUAUUCGCGCCACUGCUGCUGGCGCCACAUGUUCCCCGAUGGUAAAGCUGCUGGCGCGGGCUGUUUCUAGGAAUGUGGAUCUGCAUGUGAGGAUGCAGGCGAGAGGGAAAGGGUUGAGGCUGUGAAUGUGGCGGCAAGGAGUUAGAGGAUGAAUGGGGUGGUUGAGUUAUGGUUUUCUGCCCGAGAAAUGUGGCAUAGCUGGUCUAGCCACGUAUCGUAAGGUGGUAUGGGUCUUAUGGAAAGAUCUGGCGCGCUUGUGCUCGAGUGUAAGAUAUGAGACAAAGGAGUUAUUUGCGAAAAUGAUGGCAAAUGUAAACGUUU
Molecule: messenger RNA, 3728 nt
Organism: Closterium sp. NIES-67
Lineage: Eukaryota; Viridiplantae; Streptophyta; Zygnematophyceae; Desmidiales; Closteriaceae
Source: the annotation of a GenBank genome assembly